Pieris rapae (cabbage white) is the source of this 5289-nucleotide messenger RNA. It is a transcript of the gene Snf4agamma, whose product is annotated as 5'-AMP-activated protein kinase subunit gamma-2. The record is from RefSeq and is a predicted model, not a curated record. The transcript has 16 exons. The coding region runs from base 325 to 3144 and encodes 939 amino acids. NCBI's taxonomy places the organism in Eukaryota, Metazoa, Arthropoda, Insecta, Lepidoptera, Pieridae.
UAUUUUCUUAAUUGGAAUGUUCAAUGUUGACUUAGUACAUAAUUGGUCUUAUUUAGAACUAUAAGAAACAGUGUGUAUGUGCAAAAUUCUAGAUUUCUACGAUUAUUGUGAAAGGUCCCGUUACAAGAAUGAGAUCACGAAAAGUUUGCGCGUAAAUUAAUGUGUUUACGAUUCUUGCAUUGUGCAUAGAAAAUAAUGCUGUUGCAGCAAUGACAUAAACAUAAAACAUAUCAAUACAUUACUCAAAUGCAUCACACUAUUUUAAAGAAUAUGUAACUGUCUGUGAUUAAACCAUAGUUAUUAGAGGUAUUUUAUUUCUGGCUUAUGGUAUAUUGUCCAAUGGAGUCUGAUAAUAAUAACAUCACAAAUAAGAAUAAGUCUAAGGGAAAUUUAAAGAAAAAUGAAAAGAAAAAGAAAAUGGAGAAAAUAAAGGAUGCAGAUCUGAAAAAAGAUAAUACCACCAAAGAAGAUACUGUCUUCAAUAAGAGUGGGUCUCCAAGUUCUACAGAUAGUGAAGAUCUAGUCAAUGCAAUUAAUUACAACACAAUCACAUCUUUAGCAGCUUUAAAAGAUAUAAUUCAAGGUGAUAGUAAUGAUACUCCUGAAACUGAUAGCUUUUUUCAACACUAUUUUAUGAAUCACUGUAAUAAUCUCUCAAGUCGUACUUCUAAUUCACCUUUUCCAUACACUGAGAGACGACGUUUGUCUCAGUGCCGGGAAGAGGAUGAAGAUGAUUACAAAAAAGAUAGCUCAGCAUCUAACUCUCCAUCAAAAGCAUAUGAUGUUAAUAACGUUAGUCAGAAAAAUAAAUCACCCAAGGCACACCAAGACAUAAAAGGCAGAAAAAAAAUCCAUGAAGGCAAACCCAUAGAUGAUGCUUUGUCUGAGCGAACUGUAAUGGGUGCAAAGCAUAAAUUCUUGGUUACCACUGCAGAACCUGCACAGCAAAAAGUUGAGCGUGCAUUGAGAAUGCAUGUCAACAAUGCUCAUACUGUCCAUUUUGGUACCAAAGGUGCAGAAGAGUUAAGACCUAGUGUUCGGUCAAUAUUCAGUGGUGAGAAUCUUCAUCGUGACAAAAACUAUUUUGACAGUAGUUUAAUAGAAAUUAGAUCUACUGUUGAUGGUGUACUGACAAGUUCUGAAGAUAUUUGGAUUAAAAGAACAAAUGAAAAACCCGUUAUUUCCUCUAAAGAAGCAAAUAUUACGCAUGAUAAAAAGGCUAACGCAGAGAUGCUAGAACAGGACCAACUUGAACCAAUCCGAGCACGUUCUGGAACCUGGGGUUCCCAAUCUCGUAAAGAAAAAGAUAUUAAAGUUAUUGAUGUCAAGAAAAUUAAAGAUAUACAAAAGAACAAUGAUGACAGAAAGAACAGAAGAGACCAAAGAUUGGAUGCCGCCAUUACAAGAAGUACCCAAUCUGUUGGUGAAAGAAAAAGGCGAGGCUCGGCUGAUGAUGCUCAUCAGCUAUAUCAACAGACAAUUCAUGGAACCUCCGGGGUGAGCAGAAGACCAGCUUUGUUUGAUAUGUUUAAAUCUAGGCCUCGCGGUGAUAAUAAGAAACAACCAACUAUAAUACAACAGUUCAAAGCCGCAAUGCAGAAUAUGACAAAGCCGAAAGAAGGAGAGAAAUUAGAAGUUACAAAACCCGAGAGCAAAACUGAUGGCGCCUCUUGUUCCAGUCAAGUCAAAGAUGGUUCUGCGCAUCCGCAUCCUAGUAGCGACGCUAAAUACUAUCAUACAGUAACGGUGCCAGCCUCGCGUCGUCCCAGCGCAAUAAGCAAAGUGAUAGAAAUGUUCCGCGGAAGACAGUCAGUUCCAACACAUUCUGGUUCCUUUGAUGCGGAUAAACGGCGAUCGAGAGCGGGAAAUCAGUCUCAUCACCACGCAGGUCAUUUACGAAGGACCACCUCGCAAGAAGCAGAAAAGCGUCGGUCGUCACUAGGCAACGUACCUCCGGCGAGACAUCGAGCGUCUGAUGCUUCAUUGGAUCCACAUCACGCUGCCAUAUUAUUCCGUAAUGCCAGAGGACUUCCAGUGGUGGAUCCCUUCAUACAGAAAGCUAACUUGUCGGAUCUAGAAGAGGACGAGUCACAGAUAUUCGUAAAAUUUUUCAAAUUCCACAAAUGCUACGAUCUCAUCCCGACAUCGGCUAAGUUGGUGGUAUUCGACACACAAUUGCUCGUCAAGAAGGCAUUCUUUGCACUUGUGUAUAACGGUGUCCGUGCCGCCCCGCUAUGGGAUUCCCAAAGACAAGAGUAUGUGGGUAUGCUCACAAUAACGGACUUUAUAAAGAUCCUGCAAAUGUACUACACUAGUGCAGACGUCGCUAUGGACGAGUUGGAAGAACAUCGACUUGAGACUUGGAGACAUGUACUAAAGGGAUCGGUAGUUCCGCUCGUAUCGAUUGGGCCAGAUUCUUCUUUGUACGAAGCCAUUAGGAUACUGAUCACAAACAGGAUUCACCGUUUGCCCGUCAUCGACCCAGAGACUGGCAAUGUACUCUACAUACUCACACACAAGAGAAUACUUAGGUUUCUCUUUUUAUAUAUAAAUGAAUUGCCAAAACCCAAAUACUUACAAAAUAAGCUACGAGACCUGAAAAUUGGUACGCUUAAUAAUAUUGAAACGGCCACAGAGGAUACUUCUAUCAUUGAAGCCUUAAAGAAAUUCGUCAAUCGUCGAGUUUCAGCUUUACCCAUUAUUGAUACCGAGGGCAGGCUGAAAGACAUCUAUGCCAAGUUUGAUGUCAUUAACUUGGCUGCUGAGAAGACGUAUAACAACUUGGAUGUGACGUUAAAAAAAGCAAAUGAACAUCGCAACGAGUGGUUUGAAGGUGUUCAAAAGUGUAAUCUGGACGAGACCCUCUAUGAGGUUAUGGAAAGGAUUGUUCGUGCAGAGGUGCAUCGUCUGGUCGUGGUAAACGAAGAAGAUAAAGUAACGGGCAUCAUAUCACUUUCCGAUCUUCUGAUGUACCUCGUUCUACGCCCGACUGGCGAAUGCGAGGGCGCCAGCCUACGUAACGAACACGGUCCAAUCGUAGAAAAGGAUGAAACUACAGAUUCCAUAUUAAUAGAGAGUGACAAAAUCAUACAAGAAGACGAGUUGGAGGGAGCCGUUGGCGGCGAACCAUUGGAGGACAGUUAAUUUGUAAAUUUAUAAUACAUUUCUAUCGCUACCAAACCUAUAUUGGUUUUUGAUACUUGUUCUACAGAAUAAUAUUUGUAGCAAUUACUAGACGUAGAAUAUAUCAGUUAUUUGUCAAUUUUCUAGAUAUUAAAAAAAUUAAUCAAAUUGUUUAAAAUACAUAUAAAUAACAAUAGCAGUAAGGCCUAUUAUAAAAGGUGGACUAUGGAAAAUGAAUUGUUACCAUGGUAUCAAACGUUUUAUUAAGGUUUCAAAUGGCCACCAUUUUUCGAAGAUAUCUUUCUUAAUCCAAAUAAUAUAUCAACACUUACACACACAUUUUCAACAGCGAUACUAUGUUUACGGUUUGUAUUUUCAGUGUCAAACUCCCCAAUUUAUAUCACAAUUUUUACGGAUACUUAUUUAUAUACACCAUCUAUUGUUAUUAUAUUAUAAUGUUAUUUAGGAAUUUCAAAAGUUUAUACCAAAGCAACAUUGCUUGAUAAUAUACAUGAUAGUCUCGUGUCAUAUUGGUGUGCUUACGCCAUUAUCCAAUAGGGAUUCUAUAUUCACGGAUUAUGGAUUAAGCUAUUAAGCUUUUUCAGUGCGGCCUAACCAUACCCAACUGCCAAAUGUUUAUAUGUUGGUUUGAUCUAUAUAUCGAAAUACGGACUGUACAAAUAAUAACCAUUUGACAGUUUCGACCACCAACUUUAUAUCGAAUUAAUAAAGGUCAACUGGACCCAUAUAAACCCUGUGUAGUACUUAAGUAACUCGUAAAGAAUAUUCUGACCUCUGGUUGGCUAAUAUAUUUAAUACCAUUAUUUAGUGAGUAAUUUGCCGAUUUCAUCGCCUUUAGAUUUAGUUAACAUGUCAGUAUUCGGAAAAAAACUAAUAUGCUUUAAACUGUAUGUGAUUUAGUAUCUCAAACUGACAUCGAUUAAUCGGAAUAGAUUUUCUCCUCCUAAUAAUUGACUAAAUGACAUUCGACUGGAGGGAAAGAUUCCAUGGUCCGAUUGGUCGGAGUAUGAGGUCUGAGAUGGAUUCAAAAUAUAAAUAAUAAAUGACUAACGCCCGCUUUAUAUAUUCCAAAUAAUCAUUAUCAAUUUUGAUAUUCGAUACUUUUCGUGUAGCAUAGAUUUUUUAAUAAAAAAAUUACGUUUUGUUACAUUUUAAAUGGUAUUUUAAAUAUACGAACCGGGCGUUUUGAUGACUAAAAAUUCUAUUGAUACAUACAUUAGUUGAAAAAAAAAUUCCCAUUUAAGUUGUAACAAAAGAAGUCAUAUAUUAAGAAACUCACUUUAUAUUAAUAAGUCGUAAGUUAGUUUGGGAUUAAUUUGAUAUAAGAUUCGAUAAAUACGAAUGAUAAGUUCUAGUGAUUACAUAUGUACCUCUGUAUAUGCACAAAUGUACAGCUAUACAAACAAGGCACAUAAUAAAAAAUAUGUUUGUUACAUUUAAGGUCCAAAUUUGACUAUAAAAUAUAAAUAUGUACUUGAUGCCACAAGGAAUAACGCUCAAUUUUCUAUCUAUACUAAAUUUUGAAAAAGCUCCUAAAUGUCAUUUUUCGAUGUGGUUUUCUGACCCACAAAUAUUUUUACAUAAAACAAGCAUUUAUUAAAUUACAAUUUAUAUUGAAAUUAUUUCUUGAUAGUAUUUUUUAUACUAGGACAUUAGGACUCCUUCGUAUAUUCCUAUAAAAUUGCAUAAAAUCAUUAAUGUAUUUAAAAUAUCAUAUCAAAUAGUGUAAAUUUCAUAUAUUGUAUGUAGAACUGCAUAUUUGUGCUUUGGUGCAAAACAAUAUAUGAAACUGGUGUUGUGAAGUAUAUUUUGUAGUUUUUGAUAAUAUACAGAUACAUUAUGUAUUGACCCAUAUAAAGCGUACUUUCUACUGUUUGCAAAUUAUUAAAUGUAUGUACUUUUAGAUAAACAGGUAACAAAUAUGUUAUACACAAUUACGUUUUCGCGUAAGUUUUCAAAGUUGAUUAGAACAAAAAUUUUGAUAUUUUUUUGAAUACCCUGUGUGCGAAAUACACGUUAAUAUGUAUUAUUUGUGAAAUUGUUGUGCCUCAUGUAACAGGACUUAAGUUUGAAUAUGAAAUUUUUUAGUUUUUAAGUUGUAUGACUAAUCAUGUUUGAUCUUAAGAAUAAAAGCAUGAUUCCGUA